AUGGAAGCGCAGCUCAGAUAUCAGCUGAAAUGUGAUGACCUUGUGAGACAGAGGAAAGACUUGCUGACUCAGCGCAGCACACUGGAGCAGGAGAACAGAGACACGAUCGCGUACCUGAAGCGUUCCCUGUUGGAGAAGGAGGACGAGGUGGGCGAGCUGUCGCAGCGGCUGCAGAACCAGCUGCAGGCUUCAGAUCAGGAAAGAGACGCCCUGCAGCUGCGGCACAGCCGGGAGAGGCAGGAGCUACAGAACCGCAUCGAUGAGCUUAUCAAAGAAAACACAUUAACUCUCCUCUUCUCUCCUCUAGCAGAGAGGUUUGCAAGCCUGGAGGCGUUUCAGGGGCAAAAGGAGGAGAUGAUGUCCAGCUUAGAGUCUCUGGAGAAGCAGCUGGCAAGUCAGAAGGAAGAGCACAAGGAUGACAUUCACAGCCUGGAGAUGAAAGCGCUGCUGGAAAAGAGGAGAUUGGAGAGGGAGAUGGAGUCUCACGCUGCAGCCAUGGCAGCAGAGGUGCAGCUCCUGGUGGACCAGAAAGUCCCAGAGACGACCAGGCUGGCGCUGCAGGAGAACGCGGAGGUGAAAGCUUGCGUGGGGCAGCUGUCGGAGCAGGUGCAGAUCCUGAUGGAGGAGAAUGCCGCCCUGCGGGGCUGCAAGAGUCAGCUCAGCACGGAUGUGGAAAACCUGGAAGAAAUGCUCAGAGAGACGUCACGCACCAGCUGCGUCCGUAAGAAGAAUCCCAUGAACCGCCAACUCUCCUCUCAUCACGCGAUGGUGUCUCUGCCUUGGACAGCUCACAAGAAGUGCCAGCAGCUGCAGGCGGAGCAGAAGGACUGCAGGCAGCGGCUCGAGCAGCUUCAGACCGAACACGCAGGAGCCCUGGGCAAGAUGGAGGCGCUGAGGCAGAAUCAGGCCUCUCUGUCUGAACAGUGCAGUAAAAACAGAGCUCAGGUCAGCCGGCUGGAGGCGGAGCUUCAACAGGAGAGGAGGAGGAGGAGCAGGAUGAAGAACAUCAUUCAGGAAGCAGCUGUUGCUCUCAGACAAGCACUGAUGGACUCAGAGGUGGACCAGUGGAAGCAGCUGAUGCAGAGGAUGCUGGUGCUUUUAAGCAGAGACGGAUUUGCCAGCUCCGCUGCUGACAGCGGCAAAGUGAACGAGCUGCAGACGGCUGACUCUGCAGCAGCCCGAACAAGAAGUCUGGAUCCAGAUUGGAGUUUCCAGUUCCAGCUGGCCCGCUACAGGCCGGGAGAUCUGGGUUUUGUGCCUCGCCCCGCGCUGAAACACAAAAACGUGCUCCCCAGGAUGGAAGCUGACUCCAGCAGGAAACCGUCGAGUCUGAAGGCGGACAGCUCUGUGAAGCUCACCGAUCCAGCUGUGACCUCCAAACAGACCAAACUCAAGAUUGCAGUUUGCAACCCUAUUAGUUAG
Molecule: messenger RNA, 1422 nt
Organism: Haplochromis burtoni (Burton's mouthbrooder)
Lineage: Eukaryota; Metazoa; Chordata; Actinopteri; Cichliformes; Cichlidae
Product: cilia- and flagella-associated protein 157
Exons: 9
Coding region: 1-1422 (473 amino acids)
Cellular component (GO): ciliary basal body; cilium
Molecular function (GO): microtubule binding
Source: RefSeq, a predicted model, not a curated record